Messenger RNA from Hibiscus syriacus, 850 nucleotides. Its product is annotated as E3 ubiquitin-protein ligase AIRP2-like. Lineage: Eukaryota; Viridiplantae; Streptophyta; Magnoliopsida; Malvales; Malvaceae. The transcript is spliced from 5 exons. The coding region runs from base 87 to 788 and encodes 233 amino acids. Gene Ontology annotation, molecular function: ubiquitin protein ligase activity. Gene Ontology annotation, biological process: protein ubiquitination. The record is from RefSeq and is a predicted model, not a curated record.
AGACUGCAGUUAAGUUUGUAUCUUCAGCUACUUGAUUUCCUUGUGUUUGUUUGAUGUGAAUAAAUUUUCCGGGAAAAUAGCCGGUCAUGAGAAACUCGUCCUUCAAGGAUUCACUCAAGACGCUCGAAGCUGAUAUUCAACACUCCAACACUCUGGCUUUGGAUUUUCCGAGGGAGAAAGAUGGAGCAAGACUUCAAAUGAGACUUUGCUACAGUCCGGCCGCCCAAUUUUUCCUUUUCCUUGUUCAAUGGACAGAUUGUCAUCUGGCCGGCGCCCUCGGUUUGCUCCGAGUACAGAUUUAUAUGACAUAUGCUGAUGGUAAGACCACCAUGUCCAUUUACGAUAGGAAAGCCAGCAUUAGAGAAUUCUAUGCGGUUAUAUUUCCUUCUUUGUUGCAACUUCAAAGAGGCAUCACUGAUUUGGAAGAUAGAAAACAGAAAGAAGCUUGUAGCAUGAGGUAUCGUAGGAAAGAUGAAUCCUGCUUCGAAAACGAGUGUGGGAUCUGCAUGGAGAUGAUGGACAUGGUUGUGUUGCCUAAUUGCAGCCACUCUAUGUGUUUGAAUUGUUAUCGAGAUUGGCGUGGCCGGUCUCAGUCAUGUCCGUUUUGUCGGGAUGGUCUCAAAAGGGUCAACUCAUGUGACCUUUGGGUUUGCAUAGAACAAAGUGAGAUCGCCGAUCUGUUAUCGAUCCUCAUAGAGAACCGUAAGAGGCUCUUCAUGUACAUCGACAGAUUGCCUCUCGUCAUCCCGGUAACCGUAUAUGCACCCUUUGAUGUUCAUGUCCGUUAGUGGACUUUUAAUACAUACAGGACACUAACUACCAGUAUACUUGCUAUUUUAAAGUGCAAAUU